AUGAUGGGUGCAACUUCGCUGAUGCCUCAACAUAUUCGAAUGAUUAGACAACGAUUCGAUCGAAUCUUUCGUGGUACAAAUGCUGAACGACCACGUAAAGUAGUAUGUGGUGGUCUUGCCAAUAAUUAUAUGGGUUUUGCUGUCUCGAAACUUUAUAUCAAAAAAUAUUUUGAUGAAAAUGCUCUCAACGAGUCUCUUGAAAUGAUAAACAAUAUUCGAAAUACAUUCAUUGAAAUGCUUGAUGAGUCUACUUGGAUGGAUGCUGAAUCGAAAGUAAAAGCCAUCGAGAAGGCCAAAAGCAUGGAUCCUCAUAUCGGUUAUCCUGAGUAUUUGGGCAGUGAUAAUAAUACAAAACUCGAAGAAGAUUAUGCUGAAGCAGAUGGAAAUCUAACACAAGGAGAAGAUAUUGCUGACAAUGGUGGCCUUAGAGAAGCAUUUUUCGUAAGUAUAUUUGAGUUAUUAACAUGCAUGCCCUAG
Molecule: messenger RNA, 477 nt
Organism: Rotaria sp. Silwood1
Lineage: Eukaryota; Metazoa; Rotifera; Eurotatoria; Philodinida; Philodinidae
Source: the annotation of a GenBank genome assembly